This is a messenger RNA of Molossus molossus (Pallas's mastiff bat), 3423 nucleotides long. RefSeq names its product spliceosome associated factor 1, recruiter of U4/U6.U5 tri-snRNP (gene SART1). Lineage: Eukaryota; Metazoa; Chordata; Mammalia; Chiroptera; Molossidae. Gene Ontology annotation, biological process: maturation of 5S rRNA; mRNA cis splicing, via spliceosome. The transcript is spliced from 20 exons. Bases 63 to 2492 code for a protein of 809 amino acids. Gene Ontology annotation, cellular component: U4/U6 x U5 tri-snRNP complex. The record is from RefSeq and is a predicted model, not a curated record.
AAGUUUUCCCAUUUUGCGUGUCGAGGCUCCGUGGCGGCUGGGCUCGGGGCAGACGCUCCACCAUGGGGUCAUCAAAGAAGCACCGCGGGGAGAAGGAGGCAGCCGGGACGACGGCGGCGAACGGUACCGGGAGCGCCACGGAGCAGCAACCGCGACACCGGGAGCAUAAAAAACACAAGCACCGGAGUAGCGGCGGCGGCAGCAGCAGCGGUGGCGAACGACGGAAGCGGAGCCGGGAGCGGGGAGCCGAGCGCGGGGGCGGGCGGCGCGGGACCGAGACCGACACCCGCAGCGGUGCGCACGGGCGGGAGCGCAGCCAGGUCGAGCCCUCCGAGCGGCGCGUGAAGCGGGAGAAGCGCGAUGAAGGCUACGAGGCCGCGGCCAGUUCCAAAACCAGCUCAGGAGAUGCCUCGUCACUUAGCAUCGAGGAGACCAAUAAACUCCGGGCAAAGUUGGGGCUGAAACCCUUGGAGGUCAAUGCUGUCAAGAAGGAGGCGGGCACCAAGGAGGAGCCCGUGGCAGCUGAUGUCAUCAACCCCAUGGCCUUGAGACAGCGAGAGGAGCUACGAGAAAAGCUGGCGGCUGCCAAAGAAAAGCGCCUCCUGAACCAGAAGCUGGGGAAGGUAAAGACUCUGGGGGAGGAUGACCCUUGGCUGGAUGACACUGCAGCCUGGAUUGAGAGGAGCCGGCAGCUUCAGAAGGAGAAGGACUUGGCAGAGAAGAGGGCCAAGCUGCUGGAAGAGAUGGACCAAGAAUUUGGAGUUAGCACUCUGGUGGAGGAGGAGUUCGGGCAGAGGCGGCAGGACCUGUACAGUGCCCGGGACCUGCAGGGCCUCACCGUGGAGCAUGCCAUUGAUUCCUUCCAAGAAGGGGAGACUAUGAUCCUUACCCUUAAGGACAAAGGUGUGCUGCAGGAGGAGGAGGAUGUGCUGGUGAACGUGAACCUAGUGGAUAAGGAGCGGGCAAAGAAAAAUGUGGAGUUGCGGAAGAAAAAGCCCGACUACCUGCCCUAUGCGGAGGGCGAGAGUGUGGACGACUUGGCACAGCAAAAACCCCGCUCUAUCCUGGCCAAGUACGAUGAGGAGCUGGAGGGCGAGCGGCCGCACUCCUUCCGUUUGGAACAGGGCGGCAUUGCCGACGGCCUUCGGGAACGUGAGCUGGAAGAGAUCCGGGCCAAGCUGCGGCUGCAAGCUCAGUCCCUGAGCACCGUCGGGCCCCGGCUGGCCUCCGAGUACCUCACGCCAGAGGAGAUGGUGACCUUUAAAAAGACCAAGCGGAAGGUGAAGAAAAUCCGCAAGAAGGAGAAGGAGGUGGUGGUGCGGGCUGAUGACUUGCUGCCUCUUGGGGACCAGACUCAAGAUGGGGACUUUGGUUCUAGACUGCGGGGCCGGGGUCGGCGCCGAGUGCUUGAUGGAGAUGAGGAGGCCCAGGAGGAGGAGGAGGAGGAGAAGGAGCCUGUGCCUCAGCCCUCACAGUCAGAUGACACUCGAGUGGAGAACAUGGACAUCAGCGAUGAGGAGGAGGGUGGAGCACUGCCACCUGGGUCCCCAGAGAUGCUGGAGGAGGAUGAGGCGGAGCUGGAGCUGCAGAAGCAGCUGGAGAAGGGGCGCCGGUUGCGGCAGCUGCAGCAGCUACACCAGCUGCGAGACAGCGGUGAGAAGGUGGUGGAGAUUGUGAAGAAGCUGGAGUCCCGUCAGCGGGGCUGGGAGGAGGAUGAGGAUCCCGAGCGGAAGGGGGCCAUCGUGUUCAACGCCACAUCGGAGUUCUGCCGCACCUUGGGGGAGAUCCCCACCUACGGGCUGGCCGGCAACCGGGAGGAGCAGGAGGAGCUCAUGGACUUCGAACGGGACGAGGAGCGCUCAGCCAAUGGUGGCUCUGAGUCCGACGGGGAGGAGAACAUUGGCUGGAGCACAGUCAACCUGGACGAGGAGAAGCAGCAUCAGGAUUUCUCCGCCUCCUCCACCACCAUCCUGGACGAGGAGCCCAUCGUGAAUAGAGGGCUGGCAGCUGCGCUGCUCCUGUGUCAGAACAAAGGGCUGCUGGAGACAACAGUGCAGAAGGUGGCCCGAGUGAAGGCGCCCAACAAGUCCCUGCCAUCCGCGGUGUACUGCAUCGAGGACAAGAUGGCCAUUGAUGACAAGUACAGCCGGCGGGAGGAGUACCGGGGCUUCACCCAGGACUUCAAGGAGAAGGACGGCUACAAGCCUGAUGUUAAGAUUGAGUACGUGGACGAGACGGGCCGAAAACUCACACCCAAGGAGGCUUUCCGGCAGCUGUCGCACCGCUUCCACGGGAAAGGCUCAGGCAAGAUGAAGACGGAGCGGCGGAUGAAGAAGCUGGACGAGGAGGCGCUCCUGAAGAAGAUGAGCUCCAGCGACACGCCCCUGGGCACCGUGGCUUUGCUUCAGGAAAAGCAAAAGGCCCAGAAGACCCCCUACAUCGUGCUCAGCGGCAGUGGCAAGAGCAUGAACGCGAACACCAUCACCAAGUGAAGCCACCCUCCCUUCCGAUGUCCCCAACUUUAAUAUUAAAUAAAGUUCCUUCCUUAUUUUUUCCUCGCUGGUCAUGGUGCAGAUUCCAGGGUUAGACCUGGGAGGAAAGACAGGCGCUGCUGGGAACAUCGACAGCACCACAGGCAGGCUCAGUGGUCAGCUGUGUGACCUCAGGCAAGUCACUGAACCUCUCUGAGCCUUAGUUCUGCCGUUUGUACAGGAUGUCUUCUGAAGAUUAAAUGAGCUCAUUCAUUCAUUCAUUCACCUGGAAAUCAGGUGAGCAAGACCCCUCUGAGGUGGCUUAGAGUCUGGCCUCUGCAAGGUGAGACUUGAUCAUCAGACGAGACACGAAUAACUAAACAAGAUGAACAGAGAACUAGCCUGGAUCUUCUAAGACAGUCCUUCACCCCCACCCAGGGCACCAACCAGCAGAAGAGAAGCCAGUGGUUUAUCUUCUUAAUCCCCUGUCCACACCUCCUGGCCACUGUCGGAGGUCCCGCCUCCCUUACCUCUUACUUACCCUUGUCAGGCUUUCCCGUAAGAGAUGGAGGAUGUUUUAGAGACGUGGGCACCCGGGCUCUCCUAGCGUCCAGCGCUACACCAGCCGCUGCCCCCAGGGCCCGGGACUGCUCAGCCUGGCAGGGAAGGGACUGGGCUCUGCGCAGGAUGGAGGUGCCACCCCAUGGUCCUUGCACCCCCUUGUGUGUGGAGGAGAGAGCGCCUUGGGGCGGGAGGUCCUUACAGUGCCUCCCAGGACUGGCCCCAGGAGCAGCUUCGGCAGGGAGGGUGAGUCCUCCGAGUGGACUCCGAAGGCUUGAGGAGCUGCUGAGGGACGAGCCAGAGCCCUGGAAGGGAAGUGACGUGGCUCCCAUGGGUGUUGGACAGAACUGGCGUCCUGCCCCCACCUGCACCCAAAUAUGUUCCGGGUGGU